This is a messenger RNA of Mugil cephalus (flathead mullet), 3833 nucleotides long. It is a transcript of the gene prkci, whose product is annotated as protein kinase C, iota. The record is from RefSeq and is a predicted model, not a curated record. The coding region runs from base 245 to 2005 and encodes 586 amino acids. The transcript is spliced from 18 exons. NCBI's taxonomy places the organism in Eukaryota, Metazoa, Chordata, Actinopteri, Mugiliformes, Mugilidae. Gene Ontology annotation, molecular function: ATP binding; protein binding; protein serine/threonine kinase activity. Gene Ontology annotation, biological process: protein phosphorylation; establishment or maintenance of cell polarity.
CUCGCCCAGCGUUAGGCCUUUGCAGUAGGGAGUUGUUGUUUGGCGGAUCCCGCAAGUUUUUCCUUUACUUUUCGCGUUAUUUUUGCUCCUCCAGAGAAGGGCAAAUUGAUUUUUUCCAGCACACGUCGUCGCCUUAUUUACUCGGUUUGUCGACGGACCUUACAAACAAAGUGUUUUGGGCGUGGUACACAGGUACAGGGCCAAAGAAAGAAGGAAGGAAGGAAGGAAGGAAGGUAUCGAGCUGAUGAUGCCGACGUUGCGGGACAGCACCAUGUCCCACCCCGGCGAGAAUUCACACCAAGUCCGGGUCAAAGCCUAUUAUAAAGGGGACAUCAUGAUCACACAUUUUGAGCCGUCCAUCUCGUACGAGGGCCUGUACGGGGAGGUGAGGGACAUGUGCUCCAUGGACAACGACCAGCUCUUUACGAUGAAGUGGAUCGACGAGGAAGGUGACCCCUGCACAGUGUCGUCUCAGCUGGAAUUGGAAGAAGCUCUGCGCCUCUAUGAACUCAACAAAGACUCGGAGCUCAUUAUCCACGUGUUCCCAUGUGUACCAGAGAAGCCUGGCAUGCCAUGUCCCGGAGAAGACAAGUCGAUAUAUCGGCGCGGAGCGCGGCGCUGGAGGAAGCUUUACUACGCCAGCGGUCACGCCUUUCAGGCCAAACGCUUCAACAGGCGAGCCCACUGUGCCAUCUGUACGGACCGAAUCUGGGGUCUGGGAAGACAAGGCUACAAAUGCAUCAACUGCAAACUGCUGGUACACAAAAAGUGUCAUAAAAUGGUCACGGUGGAGUGCGGCAGGCCGAUGAUCCAGGAACCAAUCCCAGGCCCACCGUCAAGUCAGUUAGACCCGUCUGAACCACCAGGCCCCCAGAAUAAAGACUCCAGGGAAAGCUUGACUUACGACGGAGAGGAGAAAGAGGCGCGGAGCAGAGACACGGGGAAGUCGCCCUCCAGCCUCGGCCUGGCUGACUUCGACCUGCUCAGGGUGAUCGGCAGAGGCAGCUACGCCAAGGUGCUGCUGGUGCAGCUGAAGAAGACCGAGCGCAUCUACGCCAUGAAAGUUGUCAAGAAGGAGCUGGUUAAUGACGAUGAGGACAUCGACUGGGUCCAAACAGAAAAACACGUCUUCGAGCAGGCCUCUAAUCAUCCCUUCCUGGUCGGCCUUCACUCCUGUUUCCAGACGGAAAGCAGACUCUUCUUUGUUAUUGAAUAUGUAAACGGUGGAGAUCUGAUGUUCCACAUGCAAAGACAAAGGAAACUGCCAGAAGAACACGCCAGAUUCUACUCGGCGGAGAUCAGCCUGGCGCUCAAUUACCUGCACGAGAGGGGGAUCAUCUACAGAGACCUGAAGCUGGACAACGUGCUGCUGGACUCUGAGGGACACAUAAAACUAACAGACUACGGCAUGUGCAAGGAGGGUUUGAGACCAGGCGAUACGACGAGCACUUUCUGCGGCACCCCCAAUUACAUCGCCCCUGAAAUACUCCGAGGAGAGGAUUAUGGGUUCAGUGUGGACUGGUGGGCGCUCGGCGUCCUGAUGUUUGAGAUGAUGGCGGGCCGGUCGCCCUUCGACAUCGUCGGCAGCUCCGACAACCCCGACCAGAACACAGAAGACUACCUCUUCCAAGUAAUAUUGGAAAAACAGAUCCGAAUCCCGCGCUCGUUGUCAGUCAAAGCUGCCAGCGUCCUCAAGGGAUUCCUCAACAAGGAUCCUAAGGAACGUCUGGGCUGCCACCCUCAGACAGGCUUUGCCGACAUCAUGGGCCAUCCGUUCUUCAGAAACGUCGACUGGGACCUUCUGGAGCAGAAGCAGGUGGUCCCUCCGUUCAAGCCCAACAUCUCAGGGGAAUUCGGACUGGACAACUUCGACGCCCAGUUCACCAACGAGCCCAUCCAACUGACGCCCGACGACGAGGACGUGGUCAAGAAGAUCGACCAGUCCGAGUUCGAAGGGUUCGAGUACAUCAACCCUCUGCUGAUGUCGGCGGAGGAGUGUGUGUGAGGGACGUUUUUUUUUUUUUUUUGGCUCACGCGCACCACAUGCACACACACAAACACACAAACACACACACACACACACACACAAAACGCUCCAACUCACACAGUCAUGCACGUGUUUACGUGGCGUCUCGGUGCUGCAUGGUUACGAGACAACUCGACGACAUCUACCUUCCGUUUGAGGGCCGCACAUGCGCAGUAGAACGCUUAUUUGCCAAAACCAGUCUCACACUCUGCCAUUUAUAACCACUUGCCCUUAAGCCUACCUUCUUUCUUAAUUAUUUUUAUAUCAUGUAAAUCUGCACUGAUACCAAUUCUCUCAUCGGGGCCUCUUUACCGGUAGCCGACCAGGGCUACAGAGUUCUUCCAAGGAGGGGUGGGAGUGGGUUGGGGCGAGGCGUUGACCCCCCUGACAGAUGAACUGAGAAUCCUCUCCUUCCAGCUGGUGGGGUGUUUUCAAUGCAUAUUUUAUUUGUAUAUAAACUAUUGAGGAUAAAUGUUAGAAAAAAAAGCCUUUUUAGCUUCAAGCCGCAGUCGGACAAAACUGGCAUCUUGGUCAUUUUUUUUUUUUUUUUUUUUUCUUUUGGGAUUAGCUUUGUCUGUAGAGAAAAGAAUCCUAACACUAGCCUUUUAAGAAAAAAAAUAAAAAAUAAAAAAAAGAAAGAAAGAAAAAGAUAAAAAUCUAUAUAUUUUCUCAUGUUUUAUUUAACUAUAUAAUAUCUGUCAUUAAAGUGUUAAAUGUCCAGCCUGGGUAAACGGGGGCCAGAUGAAAACUCAACAUCUGGAAAAAAUAAAGAGUCUGCUUCGCGUCCCUUCUCCCAGAAUGAAGGAACCCCACUAGCAGUAUGACACUAAUAAUGAGUUAACGCUCUCAAACUGUGAAUGAAAGAGCUCGCUAUACCGGGAAAUGGGCUGGAAGAAUAGCACACGAUGCCACGAACGCUGGGGCACAGGUCUAAUUUCACUGUGCAAGACCAUCCAUGAAAUACACUUUCACACAGGACCAAAAAAACAUUUUUCUGAAAAAUGUCUUGCUGGUACGUAUUAGAAAGGUACAGUAUGUGUAAGGAAGAUGUGCUUUCCCAAGUCAUAGAAUUUAUAUAUUCAUAUUUUUUUUCUUUGCUCAUUUUUUAAAUACUUUGCCUUUCUGAAACGUAUGUUGUUAUAUAUUUUUUUUUCUCUUUUUGUAUUUCUUCCAUUCCACCGCAAUCCUUUAUUUGCUCAAAGUGACUGUUGAAACAAGAGCUCAGUUACAAGUCCCGAAAAACCUCACGACACAGUGCAGUUUGAUCCUGAAAUGUGGUUUUUAAAACUGUGAUCUGUAUCUGCUGUGCUCAACCUUUUCUUUUUUUUUUCCUCCUCCUCCUCGUAUGUAUCCCACGGCUACUUUUCAUAAUUUUAUAAAACUGCUUUAAAGCUUGUAAAAGCCCCGAGGACUCACUCUGACUGUAGCGACACUAAGUGAUGGUGCAUGAAGUCGAAGCGUCUCUCUCUACUUGGAACAUGUACUCACCUGGUGACCAGAGGAAAACAUUCAUCUGUUACACUUAUUACUUUUGCUUUAAUGUUUUUUUUUUUUUUUUUCUGUGAAUAAUCAAAUUUAAUUUAGAUUUUUUUUUUCUUUUUUUAUUUUAACACUAAAUUGAUUCCAAAAUGUUACUAGGUGAACCCAAUGAAAACACUAUUUGUCGUAUUUGUUGUGUUUUGGGGAUGUUUACCAUCCGCAGGACUCUGGUGAACUUUAUAUUAGUGUUCAAAGAAAAGAAAAGUUAAAAAAAAAAAAAAAACACAGACGGUAAAAUAAACAUUUUAUUUCUCUCCUUGUGGUAAUA